Paramecium octaurelia is the source of this 1522-nucleotide messenger RNA. NCBI's taxonomy places the organism in Eukaryota, Ciliophora, Oligohymenophorea, Peniculida, Parameciidae. The record is from the annotation of a GenBank genome assembly.
AUGAAUCCAAAAUAACCUGUAUUUAUUUAAGGUAUAUGGUAAAUUCAACAUAGAGGCUAAAUUGGACAAUUAUGAAAUUGUGAAACAUCUAGGCUAAGGUGCUUACAGUGAGGUUGUGUUGGCAAAAAGUAAAGUCACUGGGCAUGAAUCUGCUCUGAAAAUUGUGGAUAAGGCUUUUCUAGUUAAGGUAUGGCAAUUCAAUAAGGUCAGGAAAAAAAGAUGCAUCAUGCUUGCAUUGAAAGAGAAGUGUUGGCAUAUUUGAGACACAAAGGAAUCAUCAAGCUAUUCCAUUCAUUUGAAGACUAGUCCAAAUUGUAUUACUCGUUGGAAUUGUUAAACGAUGGCAAUUUAUUGGAAUACAUCAACAGUAUUUAAUAAUUUAAGAUAGAGUAUAAUUUUAAUGAAAAAAUGAUACAAUUUUAUACUGCUGAACUUUUGUUAAUUUUGGAGUACUUGCAUCAAAAUGGUUUGGUACAUAGAGACGUAAAGCCAGAGAAUAUUUUAUUGACUAAAGACAAACAUCUAAAAUUGAUAGAUUUUGGAACAGUAUUUGUUUAUGAUGAAUCAAAAAUAAGUAUUGGGACCAAGUUGGAAGAAAUUAGAAUUCAAUUCCAAAAACAAAGAUCUCCAUCCUUGAAUGACUUCGAAAAGCCUCCCAUUAAAUAUUGUCGAGAUUCUAGUUUUGUUGGUACAUCCGAAUACCUGUGUCCAGAACUAAUUGAUUAUAACGUAGUUGGACCUCAAGCAGAUUUAUGGGCCUUAGGGUGCUUCAUUUAUCAAUUGUACACUCAUCGAACUCCAUUCUACUCUGAUAACGAGUUUCAGUUAUUCCACAACAUAAGUUAAUGUGAAUGGGAGUAAGAUUAAAGAAUACCAAAUGAUGCUUUGGAAUUGAUCAAAAUAUUAUUAGAUAGAAAUCCAUUAAAUCGAUUUUAUGGAGAUAUUAAUGGUAUAUAUGCUAUUACAAUUAUUAAGAUUCCGACUAUAAUUACGAUAGUUUGAAAAAACAUCCCUUUUUCGGUGGAAUAGACUUCACUCAUAUUUGGCUGCAAGAUGUUCCUCAACCCAGUAUACACAAAUAAAAGAGGAAGUUAAGUAGAUAUCAAACUACCAUGUUGGACAAAUAAAAGGAAAGAGAAAAGCCUGACAUCAGGGGCAAUUCAGUGACUAAACAUCAGACUGAUCAAAUAGUUUUAAAGGGCAAUGUGGAUAAAGAACACGGUGUAUUAUUUAUGACUUAGUUUUCUAUCAGGUAUGCCAAUAUCAGUAUACAGGGUGGCAUACCAUAUUUCAAUUACAUAAAUCCACAGUUGAAUAAUAAAUUGGUAUUUAAUGGUGUUUAUGUAUUUAGACAAUUAUUCCUUUGAAUUAAUUCACUUCGUGCAGAUUAUUAGGCAAGGGUAAAUUCAUUGUAGGAGAUAAAAAUAAGAAAAAGUAUAUCUUUAAAGAAAGGGAUCACGAUGUAACAGCUUAGUAAUGGGUGAAUACUAUGAAUAAAUAUAUUAAUCUUAAUCAUUUCUGA